This is a messenger RNA of Prunus avium (sweet cherry), 2078 nucleotides long. The record is from RefSeq and is a predicted model, not a curated record. Lineage: Eukaryota; Viridiplantae; Streptophyta; Magnoliopsida; Rosales; Rosaceae.
CAGAUUUCAUUUAACUUCAUCUAUUUUUCAUUCAACUUCAUUAGCUAAAAUAAUCCUCUCUUCUUUAGAGCUACAAAAAUGAACUCACAAUCAACCUCACCAACAGCUAAUGGAGGAAGAGAUCCUGUUCUCACAAUUGCAGCAGCGACACAAUGGCUUCUGCAUCCAUCAGCAGGAAAAGAAUCUUGUUGCAUCUUCAAGGUACGUCAAUGCCUUGCGGAAAUAAACAACAAGACUUACCAGCCCCAUAUUGUCUCCAGUGGUCCUUAUCACUGCGGUGAUCAACAUUUGGAGAUGAUACAGCAACACAAAUGGCGAAUCGUUGAAGAACUGCUUGCUCGAACACCUCCAAACGGCCCAACAUUUGAUUACUAUCGGCAAGUGGUGGCAGCAAAGGAAGCAGAUAUAAGAGGGUGCUAUUCGGAGACCCUCAGCUUAAGCAGUUAUGAUCUAGUUCAGAUGAUGGUGUUGGAUGGUCUCUUCACUAUUGAGCUCUUUUGCAGACUUGGAGGAUUGUCACUAGGUCAUGAAUACGAGUACGACCCCAUCUUUAAAUUGAAAUUCAUAUUCGCUAAUAUCAUACGAGAUCUUUUUCGUUUUGAGAACCAAAUUCCUUUCUUCGUUCUUCAAGACUUAUUUGAUGAAUCAAAAGCUUCAAGAGAAGAUAGUGACAAAUCCCUUGCCGAACUUGCCUUGACAUUCUUUAACCAUGCAUUACAAAGACCUGGUCAAGUGUUAGAUCAGGAUUUCAGUGCUGCUGGUGAAGCAAAACAUUUACUCCAUUUACUCCGCUGGAGUUUUAUCCCUAAUCAUUCACCUCAAGAGAAGCCUGUUCCACCGAUUGAAUGUAUCCAAUCAGCCAAAAAGCUUCGUCUAGCUGGAAUUAAGUUCAAGACAAGGGAGGCAGUGAGCUUCUUAGACGUAAGAUUUUGCAAUGGAGUGCUGGAAAUUCCACACAUAGUAAUCGACGAUCUUCGUACUGAUCUGUUGAUGAAUUUUGUAGCAUUUGAACAAUGCUACUCUUAUUGCUCAAAGCAUGUGACAACUUAUGCUGCAUUCAUGAGUUGCCUGAUCCGCACUCCAGCAGACGUAUCGUUUCUCUGCGAAAAAAACAUUAUCGAGAAUUAUCUUGGAACUGAUGGAGAGGUUGUUCAUUUCUUCCAAAACCUUGGCAAAGAUGUGCCUUUAGAUAUUGGCGAGGGUUAUCUAUGGAAGUUGUUCAAGGACGUGAAUGAGUACCAUAGAAGUAUGUGGCAUGUGCGAUGGGAAGGUUUUAGAUUCAAGUAUUUUGGUACUCCAUGGUCUUUCUUGUCUGCUUUAGCUGCUGUUAUACUCCUACUACUCACUGCAAUUCAGACUUUCUUUACUGUUUAUGGAACGAACUAGAGUAGCAAUAAUGUUAGGAUGUUUGCACUUUUUUGUUUGCACCUUGUGUGUAUUUUUGCGUCUUUUAAUAUCUUCCCAAGCUGGAUGAGUAUAAAUAUGGUCAUCAUGGUCCUUAGCCAGCUCUGUGAAUGUUCUGAUUAUGAAAUUCUCCUCUGUUUCCCCAGGGGCAUGCUGGAUAUUGUCCACUGUAAAAUGAUCCAGUACUUGUCCAAUCUGUUGUUGAUGAUCAUUGACAUCUUGUUGAGUUUUGAACACAAAAAUUAGCUCUUCUAAUCCCCUUUCGCUCAUGAAUUUCUAUAUAACUGUGGAAAGGAAAAGCGCCUGGUCAGGGAAGGGGAGUUUGUUGAAGAGCUCUGUAAAUGUUCUGAGUCUGAAACCGUCUUCAGUUUCCUCUGGGAGUUGCUCCACUGUAACAUCUUCACCUACUAUUGUGGAUUUCUUUCGUCCUCUCAUCUUGAUCAGUGACAGAGAGUUGGCUGAAUUCGAAGAUUGAAGGGUAUAGGAAUAAUUCACCACCAUCAUCAACAUGAUCGGUACUAGAACUGUUGAUGGGCUGAUCAAGUGCUGAUUUGGGAAGUUCGAGCUUUGACGAAUAAUCCAUGUGAUCAAGAAUGGCUUACAAACUCGGGUUUCGAUCGAAGAAAGCUCUGGCCGUAACUUGUUCCUAGAGGAAGUACAAUAUUAAUCAACAA